Monoraphidium neglectum is the source of this 1746-nucleotide messenger RNA. Its product is annotated as 4,5-DOPA dioxygenase extradiol-like protein. The coding region runs from base 1 to 1746 and encodes 581 amino acids. The record is from RefSeq and is a predicted model, not a curated record. NCBI's taxonomy places the organism in Eukaryota, Viridiplantae, Chlorophyta, Chlorophyceae, Sphaeropleales, Selenastraceae. Gene Ontology annotation, molecular function: ferrous iron binding; oxidoreductase activity, acting on single donors with incorporation of molecular oxygen; zinc ion binding. The transcript is spliced from 10 exons.
AUGGGGUGCAUACGGCGCUGGAUCAUGCCUUUGACGGUUGUCAUGUUGCUGUUCAACAUGCUGGGCGGGGUCAUGUGCGCCAGUCCUCAAGCGACCCCCAAGAAGCAGAAGCUGGCGCUGUGCGCGCCUGUCAAGGCUCUGACCAGGUCGUGCACCUCCAAGGCCGGCCCAACCGCUCUUAUGGAUCAGCUGUGCAGCGAGCUGCUUGCACCCGCCAACGCAACAGCUGACAGCAAGGACCCCACCAAGCUGCACUACGGCUGCGGCGUGGCUACCACCGUACAGGUCAACAAAAUGUCUGAUGACAUCGCGGCCCUGAACACUAGAGUCGCCGCCGCCACCACCCAGGCCAGCUCUGUUCAGGCCACCUUCGUCCAGGAAAGCAACCAGACAGCCACGCUGCGCGCCCUGAUAGACGAGCUCAAGGCGUCAAUCGUCGUGAUCGCCGCCAACGUCCAGAAGCUGCAAGCAAACCCGCCGGCCAAUGCUUCCGCCCUGGGCAAUAUCACUCGAGAGCUUGCCGCCCUCGCAGCGGCCGACGCGCGCACAGCCCAGCAGGUGGCCCUGCUGGAGGCGGCAAACCAGACCGCGGCACAGGACAUCGCGGCGCUCAAGUCUACUUCGCAGCAGUGCACGUGCGGCCUUGAGCUCUCGACUGUUAACACCACCCUGGCCGCCAUCAAGUCAGCCCAGGCGGCGGACGCGGCGGCCGUCUCCCUGGCCAACGCCACCGUUGAGUCCCUGAAGGCCCAAGUUACCACGGGCGCGGCAGCCAUCGCGUCAGUCAACACCAGCAUCGCUGCCCUGACGGUCACUGUGGCCAACGUGACUGCCAUUGACUUCACUGUCUUCGCGAGAACCACCGACCUGGCCAACAUCAACGCGGUCAGCCUGGGGGGCGUGCCUGCGGCGCAGUACCUGCGCUCGCGGGUGGUGAUCUACAGCGGGCCCCUCCCCGUGCUGGGCGACCCAGCGCACGCGCAGCUCACCGCUUCGCUGCGAUCGCUGCCCGGCCGCCUUCCGGCCGCGCCCACGGCCAUCCUGCUGUGCAGCGCCCACUUCGAGGCAGCGCAGCCCACGGUCAUUGCGGAGCCGCCGUCGCAUCUCCUGUAUGACUACGGCGGCUUCCCACCAGAGAGCUACCAGCUGCAGUACCGCCCGCCAGGCCAGUCGGCGCUCGCACAGUCGGUGCUGCGGCUGCUCAGGGGUGCGGGCUUUAAGCCUCAGCUGGAGUCGUCUGGCCGCGGGCUGGACCACGGCGCGUUCAUCCCCCUCAUGCUGAUGUACCCCUCCGCCGCCAUCCCUGUGGUGGAGCUGUCCAUACUUGCGUCACUGGCGCCAGAGGACCACGUGCGCAUGGGCGAGGCACUGCGGCCGCUGCGUGACGAGGGCGUGCUGAUAGUCGGCUCGGGGUCCUCCUUCCACAGCAUACCAGAGAUCAUCCGGGCGACGCGCGGCCGCCCUGGGAGCGCGCUGGUUGGGCAGGAUUUCGACGACUGGCUGGCUGACGCGUGCACCGCGCGCACCGGCGCCGCGCGCGCCGCCGCGCUGGCCUCCUGGGCGUCCGCCCCCGGCGCGCGCGCGGCGCACCCCCGGGAGGAGCACCUCAUGCCGCUGCUGGUGGCCGCCGCGGCGGGCGGCGGGGACGCGGGGCGGGCGGAGCGGGUGAUGCUGGGGACGUGCGUGACGUCAUCGUUUGUGUUUGGGGAGGAGGCGGAGGGGGAGGGCCAGGCCGUGGCGGGCUGA